Molecule: messenger RNA, 3252 nt
Organism: Puntigrus tetrazona (Sumatra barb)
Lineage: Eukaryota; Metazoa; Chordata; Actinopteri; Cypriniformes; Cyprinidae
Gene: mtdha
Product: metadherin a
Exons: 12
Coding region: 120-1655 (511 amino acids)
Biological process (GO): positive regulation of angiogenesis; negative regulation of apoptotic process; positive regulation of canonical NF-kappaB signal transduction
Cellular component (GO): nucleus
Molecular function (GO): transcription coregulator activity
Source: RefSeq, a predicted model, not a curated record
GCCAUAAUGUAAGAAGGAGAGAAAUAUCAAAGCCACUCCCUCCUGCCAUUCACUCUCUCCCGCUGCCAGCAGCAGCUCACUCUCCGUCUCCGUGUGCGGUUCUUGUCCGCUUGCUUAAAAUGGACCAGGACUGGCGAGCUUUAGCCGCACAGCGAGCCGAGUACGUGUCUGAGCGUAUCCGCGGGCUGCUGUCCUCCGGCCUGGGCUUCCUCCGGGCCGAGCUGGGGCUGGAUCUGGGGCUAAAGCCGGAGGAGUAUCCGACGUGGCUCGUCCUGAGCGCGGUGCUGACCGGGCUGACGCUGCUGCUGCUGAUCGCGGCCUGCGGGCGGAAGAAGCGCCGAGCGGCGCCCGUUCGCGCGAGCUCCGGCGCCGCGGUUAAUAAGACCACGGUUAAGGCCGCCGUACCGCCGAAGGCUGUGAAGACCGAGCCGAGCGAACCGAAAAAGAAGAACAAAAAGAAAGCAGCCGAGAAGCAGCAGAAGGCCCAGGCCAAUGGACAGACGGUGGCAGGACCUCAGGUGGAAAUCAAAGUCACGGAGGAGAAAAAGAAACCCCCUCCUGCUCCUGCCUCUGCCCCAACCCCUGCUCCAGCUCCAGCUCCUGCCCCGGUACCGGCACAGCCACCUGCUGACGCCAAGGCUAAGAAAAACAAGAAGAAACCUAAACCAGAGGUGAAGCCGACCCAAGAUGUCUCCUCUACUGACGGCAAGGAAGUUGAUGAAGCAGGUGCUUGGGAAACCAAGGUCAGUAAUCGAGAAAAACGUCAGCAGCGCAAAAAAGAGAAGGGCCCUGGUGAGAGCCCUGAGGGUGGAGAUCGUGCCAGUCUGAAGAUGGAGCUACCUGUGCUUGCAGCCCCAGCUGGCACCAAAAAGAACAAGGAGUCCUCGCGUGCCAAGGCCUCGAAGGGUGACGCCAUUAUAUCCUCAGUGUCUCCUAACUGGAAUGAUGUGCACUCUGUUAACGGCGGAGGACGGACAGAGGUGCCUGUGAAGUCUACCCAAACAAAUGCUUUAAACAACGAGAAGUUGUCUGCUGGGAGAAAGACCCCUGGGCACAAGAACCGUGAGAACGCCACCUGGAAACAAGAGUCAGAGGGGCUGUGUACUGGUUUGGAUGGAAGAAUUAAAGCAGAGCAGAAGCCAGUAAACUUGACGAUGCUCGGACUAAACCCACCAGGCGGAGAGACUGGGACUAAGCCUAACUCUGAAAUAGGACAGUGGGACAGUGCACCCAGCCAAUGGUCCAACUUGAAUGGUCUUACCAACGAUGACUUGAGCUCAGACUGGAACCCUCCAAGUGAGAGAUGGGGCAAUUUUGAAGAUAACAAAAUAGAUCCCCCUGCUUUGAAAGAGAUGCCAGUUUCCAAGCCACUUGUGGAAUCAAAUGAUGACAACGACAAGGUAGAUCCUGCAGGAGGUGGAAAAUCCAAAAGACGAAAGAAAAAGAAGAGACCGGAAGACGGUUCAGUCACUGAGGUGACUCAAGGAGGUUCUGCUCCUGCAGAGAAGAGUGCGACUGUUAAGCCUCAUCCUCAUGUUCCAAAAGAUGAGGGAUCCAAGCAAAACAUCCCUCCACAGUCUUCACAAAAGAAAUCUGAUCAGAAUUGGGAACCACCGAAGCAAGUUCAAAAGAAAAAGGCCAGAAGAGAAACAUGAACCGUGAAUAACAUCCAGGAUAGCUUAUGCAAAUAGAUUGUUUAUGCAAUAAUUUCACAGUACAGAAUUUUAUACUGAAUAAAUUUACUGUGCUUUACAAAAAAAAAAAAAUCCAAAAUAGAAACAAAACUGAGUUGGAAAAACUCAGCCAAAAAAAAAAAAAAAAAAAACGACAACAACAUAAGUCUAGAGUAAAGGUGAGCAGUCCGUGGGCUGGAACACUACUAUGUGCACUAUUAUGCUACACUGAAGUUUGUUAAGGAGUACUUAUCAUCCUUGAUAUCAGACAUGCUUUCAGUGGAGCAAAACAUUCAUGAUCAUAAUUUUCCAACUGCUACUAAACUGAUUUUGAAGUUGAAUUUAAUUUGGGAAAUUUUAAGAAUCUUCUUGCUUUCCAUGCAUCACUGUUCUUGUGGCACUUCAGUGCUGCAGUUACUGUCAGAAGCCACAGAGAGGCGCCGCGAGCCGCCGUCUCCUCCAGCAGUUCCUCUGUGACCUUAGCUCCAGCAGCGAAAGGUGAAUGACUGUGGGGAAAAACCAGAGAACGGUUAUAGUACAGAGAACCUUUUUUAAUGCUAAACCUAUUUUCUUAAAGCUUUUCUUCCGUCCUGAUAACAUAUAUAUUUUACCCGUAUAACUGGGUAUGUGGAUCUUGGAGAUGUUAUGACUUCCCUUUUUAAUCAACUCGUUGACCCCAAUGCUUUAUUUCCUGCAAACUAAAGUUGAAAAAGCCACGCCAUAUGUAUAGAACUAUUAAGGGCUUUUUUUUUUUUUUUUUUUUCUCCUCUAUGGUAAAACUCUUCGUAAUUGCACUGUGCUGAAGGUUGUGAAAUACCAUGUGUAUUUUUUUUUUUUUUUUUAGUUUUUUUUUUUUUCUUGCACAAUGUGAACAUUUAGAUUUUUGUUCAUGUUCGUUCUGACUGAGCAAGUUAGCAGGUUAAUGUGAUUUUUAAUUGGGAACGUUGACGAUUAGUGCAGCUUUAAUUCCAUGACACUAAAACAGUACAAGUAUCAGGAAUCUGUUGCCUUAAUCUAUACUUAGUAGUGUAUGCUUUCUGUUCUCUUCCUCAUUUUGAAGUCUUUUUAACAGGUUUGGCGUUUUAUUGUUUCAGAUUUGAUUGAUGUCAGUGUUGCACUUGCAUGAACUUAAUAACCAUUUCUAGUGAUGAACAACGCCCUGAUUCUCUGUCCACUCGUGCAAGCACCACUCACUGUAAAUAGGCUUUAAUGAAUGAUGAAUGACGACGAUGAUGAUGAUGAUGAUGAAUGGAUGUGGGGUGGGUUUGAGGGAGGGGGGGAUUUUUAACGCAUAUUCAUAUUUGGGUUGACUUAGUGGUGUUUUGCCCUUGGUCGUUUUGUAAAUUUCAGUAGAUCAUGUCUUUCUGAGGCACUCCGGGCUAGCAUCGGAUGCCUGCCUUAGUUUAUCAUCCUAGAGGUUACUCAGACGAUGUAUUUCUACCGGUUUAUGGAUUUGAGAAUGAUCAUGUUUACUUAAGUCAAUGCAAUAUUUCUAUGUUGAUUUGUUAAAUAAAAGAAGAUCGCUAUUUGAGCUUAGAGCUGUUGAUUGAUUUGUUAAAUAAAAGAAAAUGCUGUUUUA